This is a messenger RNA of Paramuricea clavata, 390 nucleotides long. NCBI's taxonomy places the organism in Eukaryota, Metazoa, Cnidaria, Anthozoa, Malacalcyonacea, Plexauridae. The record is from the annotation of a GenBank genome assembly.
ACUGCAAUUUUUCCGGACGAGUGGAAAAUCGACAAGGUAUCACCAGUCUUUAAAGAAGGGAAUAAAACUGAUUGUGGAAAUUAUAGACCAAUCUCUGUAAUUUCUGUGGUUGCUAAGCUGUUUGAAGGGCUAGUGUACAAUCAAUUGAGAACGUUUAUUGCCGACAAUAGCAUUCUUGUAGAGCAACAGUCCGGUUUUCGUUCACAGCACUCUACUGAGACGGCACUCUUAGGUUCGACAAAUGAGUGGUUAUAUAACAUGGACAGUGGCUUAAUCAAUGGAGUCCUGUUCUUGGACUUGAAAAAAGCUUUUGACACUGUCGACCAUGAAAUCUUAUUACAGAAACUUCACCUAUACGGCAUAAAAGAAACUACUUACGCAUGGUUUUAA